Colletotrichum lupini is the source of this 1587-nucleotide messenger RNA. RefSeq lists its product as uncharacterized. Lineage: Eukaryota; Fungi; Ascomycota; Sordariomycetes; Glomerellales; Glomerellaceae. The transcript has 8 exons. The coding region runs from base 1 to 1587 and encodes 528 amino acids. The record is from RefSeq and is a predicted model, not a curated record.
AUGACGCCAACGACGCAUCUUCUUUCCACGUUCAAAAUGACCGUCCAUAUGAGUGGAGGGUUCCAUGCAUUCGAGCUCAUCGACUGCCGUAGAGCGUGCAGCCGCGACCAGUUUACGAUGACGCAAUAUUCGCACAUGCGGCGACCCGAAAAGAAUGAGCAGGGCACAGACGAUUCAAGCCAACAAGCCACCGACACGAACGAGACCAUAUGGCAAAUAUGGCGGCUAGAGAUAUUGUGUAGUUUACUCACUCUCGGUUGCGUGCUAGCAAUCAUCACAAUAUUAGCGCUCCAUCAGAGCAAGCCCUUGCCCAAGUGGCCAGGUGUGAUGUCGGUCAAUAUCUUGGUCGCUACCUUUACCGCAGUUUAUAAGGCAUCUCUUAUAAUGCCCGUUGCCGAAGCUGAAGUGGGAUUGGUUUCAACGCCACAGAAGCUAGCUGAUGUGCUUGCUUUCGACGAUGCUACACGUGGUCCAUGGAACUCCUUGAUACUGAUCAUGAAGAAAAUACCACAAGCACAAAGGCCCUAUUUGGCAGGGCUUGGUGCCCUGAUCACCAUAGCCGCUCUCGCCAUCGAUCCCAUUUCUCAAGCCAUGUUCGAACACAAGGGAUGCAGUCGUGCCGCAGAUUCUGUCAACAGCAUCAUAGCAGAGAUACCGAGAGCGAAUCACUACGCAGCUGGCCCGAUGGACUCCGACAUCGUAAAGGGAAUUGCUGAUCCUCAAGAGUUGGCAUCCUUGAUCAACGUCAAAUGCGCUACGGGCAACUGCACCUUUGGGAACGGGGGCAACGGCAGUAACUUCUCAUCUUUAGCCAUUUGUCACUGCUGUCAAGACAUUACGGACCGAGUCAUCAAAUUUCUAGUCCAUGGAACGGGCAGUUCGAAAUUGUCUCUCUUGACCACACCGGGAAUCUUUGAUAAAGACAAAGUGUCAUUUAGACCCUUUUAUAGUUUCGAUGUUUUGACGGUACUUGAUUUCCCCUGUAACCAUCAGGAUGACACCUGCGCAGAUGAGGUAAACACUUCAGCACCUGACGUUCGAUGCAGGCUAUAUGCAUGCGUCAAGCGUUACCAUAGCAAGUGGACCCUUGUGGCCAACUCUGGCCUAAUCAAUGGCAAGGAAAUGUCUUGUACGGCAGGAGAGCGCUGGGCGCCUCAUACAGUUCGAGUUGACUCAGUGGACGGUGGUCCAUCCCAGCUUUCGCCUACGAGCCGUCUUUCUGAACGCGAAGGAGACAAGACUUUUGGCAGGAGGAAGAACGUGAUUUGGAAAUUUGUACCGCCGGAGUGUGUAUGGCGAAUAGACGCAAUCUCCUGGCGAGCGAUUACCUCCACGUUGCAGGACAACUUGCAGAACAACGUCACACACAGCAUGUUGGAUGUCUACGCGCAAGCCGCUGGCAAUAUCUCCACGGUCGAUAAUUUGGCCCGCGGCUUGGCAAGUUCGAUGACUGCGGGCAUGCGCAACAAGCCAUACGACGGCCUCGACGACAAGCGAAUAGCAGAACUUUACUCAGGCCUGAGAGCAGUGGUGGGUGUGACCCUUAUCACCGACAUAUGUGUCUACGUUAUUGGCUCUGGGUCGUAA